Molecule: messenger RNA, 1502 nt
Organism: Mytilus trossulus (common blue mussel)
Lineage: Eukaryota; Metazoa; Mollusca; Bivalvia; Mytilida; Mytilidae
Product: galactose-1-phosphate uridylyltransferase-like
Exons: 10
Coding region: 119-1168 (349 amino acids)
Biological process (GO): beta-D-galactose catabolic process via UDP-galactose, Leloir pathway
Cellular component (GO): cytoplasm
Molecular function (GO): UDP-glucose:hexose-1-phosphate uridylyltransferase activity; zinc ion binding
Source: RefSeq, a predicted model, not a curated record
CAUUUUUUAAUAUUCAGAUAAACCAUCACCCCUGCUAAAGCCAAACACCAACAACGUGUCUGUUUCUUUUUUAUUUAGAUUUAUAUUUUUAGCUAUUUACGACCUUGAUUUUCUUCGAAUGGCAAAUUUUGACCCGAAUGAACAUCCUCACAUAAGAUUUAACCCUUUAAAGGAUGAAUGGGUAACAGUUUCUCCACAUCGUAUGAAGCGACCAUGGCAAGGACAAGUAGAAAAACCUCAGGAAUCUGAAGUUCCAAGAUUUGAUUCAAAGAAUCCUCUUUGUCCAGGAGUUACCAGACCAAAUGGAAAAGUUACUCCAGAAUAUGACAGCACAUAUGUAUUUACAAACGACUUUCCAGCAUUACUUGAGGAAGGACCUGAACCAGCUCCAAGUGAUGAUCCGUUAUUCCAAGCAGCCGCUGGAUUUGGAACAUGUAAAGUGAUAUGUUUUCAUCCUCACUCUGAUGUCACCCUGCCAAUCAUGUCCAAAGAGGAGGUACGAGCUGUGAUUGACAAGUGGGCAGAGAUUAAUGUAGAUCUGGGGAAGAAAUACACAUGGGUGCAGAUUUUUGAAAAUAAAGGUAGUAUUAAUGGAUGUUCUAAUCCACACCCUCACUGUCAGGUUUGGGCCAGUUCCUUCUUACCUAAUGAACCAAUGGUAAAAGAUAGAACACAGAAACAGUAUUAUACAAAACAUGGAGCACCAAUGUUAGUAGAUUAUGUUAAAAAAGAACUUCAAAAACAGGAGAGAAUAGUUUUACAGAAUGAUCAUUGGGUGUGGUUAGUACCAUACUGGGCUGUGUGGCCUUAUGAAACCAUGCUAUUACCACGACGACAUGUACUUAGGAUAGAAGACUUAACAAGUGAAGAAAGAGAUGCUUUAGCGGACAUAACCAAAGAAUUGUUGACAAAGUAUGAUAACAUGUUUGAAGUUUCUUUCCCCUAUUCCAUGGGAUGGCAUGGUGCACCAACAGGACCACAAUUGAAGGGAGAUAAUCAACAUUGGCAGUUACAUGCCAUGUAUUAUCCCCCUUUAUUGAGAUCAGCAACAGUCAAGAAAUUUAUGGUUGGCUAUGAAAUGUUGGCACAACCUCAGAGGGAUCUUACAGCUGAACAGGCAGCAGAGAAACUCAGAAACCUACCAGAUAUACAUUACAAACUUAAAUAAUAAGACUUUUGUGUAAUAAAAAAAAGGCAGGUUUUUGUGAAACAAAAUUAGGAGGGAAGACUUUUGAAGAGAAUAAUAUAUUGUUAUGGCAAUCAUUUGUAUAAAUUAUUAAUUGUGUUGGCAGACUUUUGUAGAAAAAAAAAUGUGAUGGGUUCUAAUAUGAUUUUCUUUAUGGCUUUAUAACAAAGCCAUGUUCUAAUUCAAAUAAAACAUUGGCUGCAAGUGAUUGACGUCACAUUCCAAUCAAAAUUACAAUGUGUGCUGUGUUUUGAUAAAAACAGAAAAUGGAAAAUUUCGCUAGCUAAGAAAUUAAAUAAAAUCAUUCUAAAAGUAA